Andrographis paniculata is the source of this 3945-nucleotide messenger RNA. Its product is annotated as putative receptor-like protein kinase At3g47110. The transcript is spliced from 4 exons. The record is from RefSeq and is a predicted model, not a curated record. Gene Ontology annotation, biological process: hormone-mediated signaling pathway; protein phosphorylation. The coding region runs from base 19 to 3714 and encodes 1231 amino acids. Gene Ontology annotation, cellular component: plasma membrane. Gene Ontology annotation, molecular function: protein kinase activity; ATP binding; protein binding. NCBI's taxonomy places the organism in Eukaryota, Viridiplantae, Streptophyta, Magnoliopsida, Lamiales, Acanthaceae.
UUCAAUUUCUAUUUCUUAAUGGGGAAACCAACAGCCUCCUCCUGCUGCUUCUUCGCGGUUGUUGAAGUUGAGGUUGAAAUUGCAGUUGCAGUUGCAGUUGCCGUUUUGGUCGUGUUGUUAAGCAGCAGCAGCAGCCACUCGGUCCUCCCAAUAGCCGCAGCAGCUUCAAAUGAUCAAAGCACGGAUCAGGACGCACUAGUUGCCUUGAGGUCCACUAUAACAUCCGAUCCUUUGGAAAUUUUAACCAAAAACUGGUCCACCGCCACGUCAGUUUGCCGCUGGAUCGGCGUCUCUUGCGGUGGCGGUGGCAGAGUCACUGCUCUUAACCUCUCUGGCUUCGGCUUUGGAGGUACUAUCCCCCCGCACCUUGGCAACUUAACAUUCCUCGCUUCUCUCGACAUCCACGCCAACAACUUCUCCGGACCCCUGCCCGCCGAGCUGUCUUCUCUGCGCCGGUUACGCUCGUUUGAUGCGGGAUUCAACAACUUCACGGGGGCCAUCCCGUCCUGGUUCGGAAUGUUAGGAGGCCUUCACUCCAUUGCAUUGGACCACAACAGCUUCUCCGGUCGCAUUCCGCCAUUAUCACUAUCACUAUCAGGAAGUAACUCCAGCCUGCUGCAGGUACUGAGGUUAAGCUACAACUCUCUGGGAGGAAGUAUUCCUCCGGAGAUAGGCAACUUGACCUCCCUACAUACUUUGGACCUUAAGUACAACCAAAUUACAGGCCUCAUCCCACACGCCGUCUUCAACCUCUCCUCUCUUGAAUCAAUCGAUGUCACCGCUAAUCUCCUGUCCGGUACUCUUCCAAAUGAUAUUUGCAAUCAUCUUCCCCAACUCGGAGGUCUUUUUCUCUCGAGAAAUCAACUUAGUGGCCAAAUUCCAUUCAAUAUUCACAAGUGCACCAAGCUCCAUGAUUUGUCCCUGUCCUAUAAUCAUUUCGACGGCAAAAUUCCAAAGUCGAUCGGAUGGCUGACAAUGAUCCGAAGGUUGUAUCUGGGAGCAAACGACUUCCAUGGGGGAGUUCCAGUUCCACAGGACCUACGCAAUCUCUCACAUCUUCAGCUUCUCAGCUUCCCUAGCGCCUCCCUUAGGGGGCAAAUUCCAUCUUUCGUCUUCAACAUGUCUUCUUUGGAAGCGCUAGAUUUUUCUAACAACAGCCUGUCGGGACGCAUUCCAGAUGCCCAGUUUACUAACCUCCCCAAUCUCCAGGAGUUGCGUCUUCAUUCUAAUCAGCUGGCAGGUCACAUACCCAAGCAAUUUGGUAACCUCACGGCCUUGCAACACCUAUCUUUAGCCAAUAACUUCUUCACAGGUGAAUUACCAGCGGGGCUUGGAACUCUAGAUCUUGUGACCAUCAAUGUCCACAACAAUAGCUUAACCGGUGCCAUCCCACCUUCAAUGUACAACCUGUCAGCGGUGACCAUGUUGGAGCUUUCAUCCAAUCACUUCUCAGGGCAUCUUCCUUCUGCCUUCGGGCUUUCGCUUCCCAGUCUACAAGAGAUUUAUUUAAGUGGUAACAGGCUAAGUGGAAAGAUUCCGAGCACCAUCAGCAAUGCUUCCAACCUGGCCAUCAUAGGCAUGGGAUCCAACUCUUUCUCUGGCGCGAUGCCUAACCUGGGUGGUUUGAGGUUGCUGCGACGCCUCCUAAUUGGAGGAAAUAAUUUGACUGGAGAAUCGCCAAAUCAAGAAUUGAGGUUUCUGUCCUCGUUAACAAACUGCCGCCUUCUAUGGGAGAUAGAAUUUUCCCUGAAUCAACUUGAUGGUAUGCUUCCAGCCUCAAUAGGAAAUUUCUCAUCUGCACUCGAGAUUUUUAAAGCAUUUGGAUGCAGAAUAAGAGGUUCCAUUCCCGCUGAGGUUGGAAACUUGUCACAUUUGCGUUACUUGACUUUGGAUAGCAAUGAGUUGACGGGGCUCAUUCCCCCAACACUCGGAGACUUAAAGCAACUCGUCCGUAUAUAUCUGGAACACAACAAGCUGGAAGGAUUCAUCCCCACCCAACUUUGCCAGAUAGGCAACUUGGGGGACUUGUACGUGAGCCACAAUGCUCUUCGUGGCCCAAUUCCAGCUUGUUUGGGUGAGCUUAAAUCCCUCCGAAGGUUGUACCUUGACUCCAACAGAUUGGAAUCAAAUGUUCCCUCGAGCUUGUGGAAUCUGGAUGACCUUCUGGGGUUGAACUUGUCCACAAACAUGCUAAAUGGAUCUUUGUCGUCCAACAUUGGAAACUUGGCAGUCCUCAGAGAUUUGGACCUGUCGUGGAAUCAGUUCUCAGGUGAGAUCCCAACUUCUAUGGACAAAGCGGAGUCACUGGUCACCUUGUCUCUAGAGCAUAACAGUCUUCAUGGUUCCAUUCCUAGCUCCAUGGGAGACUUGAGAGGGUUAGAAUCCUUGGAUCUCUCCUCUAACAACCUUUCAGGAUUUAUCCCGACAUCGCUGGAGGGACUUGUGUUCCUUCAGUACUUCAAUGUGUCCUACAACAGACUAGAAGGCCAUAUUCCUACAGGAGGUAAAUUUACCAACUUCACGCCUUCAUCAUUCAUGAACAACUAUGCGCUAUGCGGUGAAGAUCGUCUGCAUGUACCGCCCUGCAAAGAGAACAUAAAGAAAAAAACUUCGGCCUCACUGCUGAAACGAGUUGUGCUCCCCUGUGUAUUAGCCGUAAUUAUCUUGAGUGCCGUGAGUAUUCUGCUAAUUAUGAGAAUUCGAAAAUCAAGCACAAAACUCCCUGCUGAUGAAGUAUCCUUACCUCAGUCUUGGAAACGGAUAUCUUACCUCGAACUUGUGCGGGCAACCAAUGACUUCAACGAUAGCAACCUACUUGGGAAUGGAAGCUUUGGUUCAGUAUAUUUAGGAACACUUUCGGAUGGUGCAGCCGUUGCAGUAAAAGUUUUCAAUAUAGAAUCUGAUAAGUCAGCCAAAAGUUUUGAGACAGAGGCGGGUGUGCUGAGUGGUAUUCGCCACCGGAAUUUGAUCAAAAUACUUGGCUGCUGCAGCAAUGAAGAUUUCAAGGCUUUGAUUUUGGAGUAUAUGCCGAGGGGGAGCCUGGAUAAAUGGUUGUAUGCCCACAACAAUUUCUUAGAUUUGGUGCAAAGACUAAACAUAGCAAUCGAUGUUGCGUGUGCCUUGGAACAUCUGCACCUCGGUCACACAGUCCCGAUUGUUCAUUGUGAUCUAAAGCCUAGCAAUGUCUUGCUGGAUGAAGAUAUGACAGCUCAUGUCAGUGAUUUCGGUAUCGCCAAACUCUUGGAGGAAGGCGAGUCAAUGGCUCAAACUAGAACCUUGGCAACAAUUGGAUAUAUGGCACCAGAAUAUGGAGCUCAAGGCGUGGUAUCAACUGGAUCUGAUGUUUACAGUUUCGGGGUGAUGCUGCUGGAGCUGUGCACCCGAAAGAGGCCUACCGAUGAAGAGUUUGGAGGGGAGUUGAGCUUGGAGAGUUGGGUGCGCAUCUCAUUGUAUGAAAACAACAAGAGCAUCAAUGAGAUUGUGGACGCGAACCUGUAUGGAAAUGGAAAUGGAAAUGAAGAGGGAGAGGGAGAGCGGCUUGUUGUUCUCGACCGGGCGGCGAAGGAGCAAUGCCUGUCAUCUAUCCUGCACUUGGCGAUGGAGUGCGUGGCCAUAUCGCCAGCUGAUAGAACCCACACCAGUACACUUGUGGCCACACUGGAGCAGAUCAGAGCCGCGUACAUGGCAACCUCUGCUAACUCAGGACGUCCCUAGCUAGCAUGCAUGCAUGAAUUAAUUUACAAGCUGGCUGGUAGGCCGAGGUCUACUCAUUCAUUGUUAAUACUAAUUAAAUGAUGAAUAAAAUAAAUAAAUAUUUCCCCAUGACUACUGGAUAGUUAGUAGAGAGAAAGCCAGACUUGGUGUGCUGUGCUAUAAAAAGGUAUAGCCUUUAAUUUAGAGUGUAUCAGCAGCUAGCAUAUGUGUGUGUAAAUGUGAGUUUUGAGG